AUGCGUGGCCCUCCAGACUCCAACGUGGUGGCGUAUAAGCGCCUGUACGUGGGUGUGAAGUACUUGGGUUGGUAUAUGCGUUAUGUCGGUAGUUUCCAGGGCAAGAUGUAUGGUGUCGGCUCCGAAGCUCCUGAUUGUCCGUCUCUUGUCGGUUCCCCUUGA
Neurospora tetrasperma FGSC 2508 is the source of this 162-nucleotide messenger RNA. RefSeq lists its product as uncharacterized. NCBI's taxonomy places the organism in Eukaryota, Fungi, Ascomycota, Sordariomycetes, Sordariales, Sordariaceae. The transcript is spliced from 2 exons. Bases 1 to 162 code for a protein of 53 amino acids. The record is from RefSeq and is a predicted model, not a curated record.